AAAAGGAAUGCAGACCAAUCGCAGAUAUUGGAUUUGUCAUUGACUCAUCUGGAAGCAUUGGGCGGAGCAAUUGGGGAAGGAUGAAGCGAUUCCUCAAAGCGUUGGUCAGCAAACUUGACGUCAGUCCCUCCUCAACACACAUAUCAGCUGUUGCAUAUAGCAAUAAUCCCGUGGUGGUGUAUCGGUUUAACAACCGCCAAGCGACAGAUGACGUCAACAAUGUGUUUGACGGUAUGCGAUGGCAACGCGGCUUUACUUACACGGACAAAGCUCUUUUGCUGGCAGACAAUGACUUGUACAAACCUUCGAACAGCAUGAGACCAAACGUUGCAAAGGUUUUGAUAGUCAUCACCGAUGGAGCACAAACAACAACAAAAGCAUACACUCCGCUAGCAAUAGCGUCUGCAGGUGUAAAGAGCAAAGGAAUAGCAGUCUAUGCUAUUGGUGUUGGCACAGGAGCAAACGAGGCAGAGCUGAGAGAAAUUGCAUCCAGCCAAGAAAAUGUCUUUGUAUCGGCUUCUUUCAAGGAACUCCAUAGCCUUGCGGUAGAAAUACGGAAGAGACUCUGCGACUUACCACCUCCAUUAACAACACCGACGCCACUGCCAACACCUGCACCGUGCAAGGCUACGGCGGAUGUAGCAUUUAUCGUGGAUUCAUCGGGAAGUAUUGGUCGUCGAAGAUGGCCGCUGAUGUUGGGUUUCUUGAAGAAUAUCAUUAGUGCCUUCAAUGUUGGUCCAGAUGGCACCCAUGUAGCAGUAAUCGCCUACAGUAACGAUGCCAAGCUUGAAAUAGCCUUCGACUCCGUGUCCGGGGCGCAGAUUACUGCCAAAGAAUAUGGAAGGCGGAUAGAUAAGAUCGCAUUUCAGAGAGGCUUUACAUACAUCGACAAAGGCUUGAAAAUGGCAGAUGAACAAGUGUUUGUGCCAAGCGCAGGAAUGAGGCCCAAU
Pocillopora damicornis (cauliflower coral) is the source of this 950-nucleotide messenger RNA. RefSeq lists its product as uncharacterized. Gene Ontology annotation, molecular function: protein binding; serine-type endopeptidase inhibitor activity. Lineage: Eukaryota; Metazoa; Cnidaria; Anthozoa; Scleractinia; Pocilloporidae. The record is from RefSeq and is a predicted model, not a curated record. Gene Ontology annotation, cellular component: extracellular region.